This is a messenger RNA of Esox lucius (northern pike), 3071 nucleotides long. Its product is annotated as receptor tyrosine-protein kinase erbB-3. Gene Ontology annotation, molecular function: neuregulin binding; neuregulin receptor activity. Lineage: Eukaryota; Metazoa; Chordata; Actinopteri; Esociformes; Esocidae. Gene Ontology annotation, biological process: cell surface receptor protein tyrosine kinase signaling pathway; positive regulation of kinase activity; nervous system development. The record is from RefSeq and is a predicted model, not a curated record. The coding region runs from base 263 to 1987 and encodes 574 amino acids. Gene Ontology annotation, cellular component: basal plasma membrane; signaling receptor complex. The transcript is spliced from 15 exons.
GUUCAGGGUAUGGGGGUUAAAAACUUUUGUGUUGCCUGAGGGCAACAGUGUGCACUAGAGGGUUAACGACUUUUUCUUUACACGAUAUCUUUCAGAUAAUGUAGACAGUAGGGACAAUACGUUGGAAUACUUCACCUGGAGAGCGGUGUUCUUGACAUUUGCACUUUAAAUACAUUUGUGGCGUAACAAUUCCCCAUUAAGGGAGAAAUAGUUAAGGGUAGUUGAUAACAGCUUGUCAGUUUGAUAAUCUUUUUCUCUCGGAAUGAGGACGACCGGACUCCAUCACCCGCUUGCGCUGUGUUUCGCCCUAGCCUGGCUCCAGACCUCUUGCGCUCAAUACCAAGAAGUGCUAUGCUUGGGUACACAUAACACACUGAGUUGGACAGGAAAUCCAGAGACACAGUACGAGCUGAUGAGGGAAAAGUACACUGGCUGUGAGAUUGUCAUGGGCAACCUGGAGAUCAUCAUGAUGAAACAUUCGAUGAACUUCACUUUUCUACAGUCCAUCAGAGAGGUUACAGGUUAUGUCCUAAUAGCCCUUAACCAGUUCAGCCACCUUCCACUGGAUCAACUCCGAGUCAUAAGAGGCACCACUUUGUACGAGAAUCGCUUUGCUCUGGCUGUUCUGCUCAACUACCAGAUUGAUAGCCGACAUGGACUGAAGGAGCUGGGUCUCACACAUCUCACAGAGAUAGUGGAAGGAGGUGUGUACAUCAAUUUUAAUAAGUUCCUGAGCUACGCCCCUCAGGUGAACUGGUUGGACAUAGUAAAGGAUGAAUCUUCUGAAGUCAUAAUUGCUGACAACGGGCCUGAACGACAUUGUGAUGCGGCAUGCAAAGGUCCUUGUUGGGGGCCCAGGAAGGAUAGCUGCCAGAUCUUGACAAAGACAGUGUGUGCUCCCCAAUGUAAUGGACGCUGUUUUGGGAGGAAUCCAAGUGAGUGCUGUCAUAUGGAGUGUGCAGGAGGUUGCACUGGACCCCUGGAUACUGACUGCUUUGCAUGCCGUAACUUCAACAACUCAGGCUCCUGUAUGCCCCAGUGUCCACAACCCUUCAUCUACAACAAGCACACCUUCAAACUGGAGCCCAACCCCAGCGCCAAGUACCAGUACGGUUCUAUAUGCGUAGCCCAGUGCCCCAAUAAUUUUGUGGUGGACGGGAGCUCGUGUGUAAGUAGCUGCCCCCCUAAUAAGAUAGAGGUCGAACAGGGAGUGAAGAGGUGUGAGCCCUGUGGAGGUCUCUGUCCCAAAGUUUGUAAAGGAAUAGCCUCCGGACAGACAGUGGACUCUCAGAACAUUGACAGUUUCAUCAACUGCACCAAGAUCCAGGGCAGCCUGCACUUCCUGGUCACUGGGAUUCAAGGGGAUCCUUUCAACAACAUCCCACCUUUGGACCCUGAGAAGCUGAAGGUCUUCAGAACUGUGCGAGAGAUAACAGACAUUCUGGAUAUCCAGUCAUGGCCUGGAACUCUGACAGACCUGUCUGUGUUCUCCAACUUGACAACCAUACAAGGAAGAACCCUCUACAGAGGAAGGCACUCCAAAAGAGGCUACUCCCUUCUGGUAAUGACCAUCCCAUCGCUGACCUCUCUGGGCCUGCGUUCGCUGCGUCACAUCAACGACGGUGGAGUCUACAUUACAGGAAACAAGAAGCUGUGCUACCACCACACUUUCAACUGGACCCGCCUCUUCAUCACCAGCUCACGCCCACAUCACCGCCAGAAGAACAUCAAGGAAAAUCGUCUCGAGGCCAAGUGUGUUGCGGAGGGGAAGGUGUGUGACCCCCUGUGUUCGUCUGAAGGGUGUUGGGGACCCGGGCCGGACCAGUGUCUGUCCUGUAAGAACUAUAGCCGUGGGGGAACCUGUGUCCAUCGGUGCAGAUUUCUCACUGGGGAGGGGCGUGAGUUUGCAAGUCCAAAUAGAGAGUGUAUGCCUUGUCACUCGGAGUGUGAGGUCCAGGAGGACGGCCCACGUGCACAGGAGUAUUAGACCGGUGUACCAGUCUUUCUGGCACUUCAUCCCAAUCAAUCAAUAAUUGGUAGAGGCACCUUUGACUGCAAUUACAGCAAUUAUUAUUUUUCUAUCUUAUGUCUUUGCAGAUUUGGACACAGAAAUGUUGUCUCCCAGUAUAUAUAGUGUCUCUCAGCUCUUCCGUGGAAGACUAACUCCUUAAGACUUUCUGUAGGCGGCUUCAUGCUCUCCAUGACUAGAAUCUUUCCUUGCAUGUAUAUUCCAUUUUUGAGGACAGAUUCCAAAUCGCCAUAUCUUCUCCAUUUCUUAAUAAUGGUCUUUAUAUUGCUCAGGGAGACAUUCUGUGCUUUGAAAUAUUCUCACAUCUUAACCCUGAUUGAAUGUCCUAUCCCUGAUUUGAACAACCUAAUCCUGGAUUUGCUUUGAAUGUCACUUAUCUUCAUCAUGUCGUCUUUGUUAGAAAUUGUACUAACCAACUGUGGGACCUCCCAGAGACAGUGGUAUUUUACCUGAAAUCAUGGGAAAUGGCUUCGAUGCACCCUGGUGGACACACUGGUGGACACCCUGGUGGACUUUCAACUAAUUACAUGAUUUCUAAAGACAAUAUUUUGCAACGGAGCACAUUCAUGGGUGUCAUAUCAAAGGCGGUAAAUCAAUUUAUGUUCUAUAUUUGUAGUUCAUUUUGAGAUUUUAUUUUACAUUAUGGAUUUUUUUUCAUACUGCAACAAAAAACGUGUAAGAAUCCAAUGGGGUGAAUACUUUUGAGAGCUAUGUGUUGAGAACAUGAUUUUGGGGAGUCUCAUGCUUACAAGGGCCUAAUUGGGGGGGGGGGGGGGUCUUUUCACAUUGUGUACCUUGAUUGUUGUCAUCAUGUAUUGCCCAAUUUCUGUAUCCUGAUCAACAAUGAAACUUAAUCAGUUACUGUACAGUGAUGUUGGUUUUUAUGUUCAGAAAUAUUUUUAAGGAAAAUUAAAAAACUAAUUCUCUGGGACUGGAUAAAGCCUAUCCUAGGUGCUUCCACCAAAUAUUAACACAGACAGCUAAAUACUUUUGUAUUAAUAUUAUAUUUUUACAUUACAAUAAAAACUAAGGUCAAACUUAA